Molecule: messenger RNA, 528 nt
Organism: Paraglomus brasilianum
Lineage: Eukaryota; Fungi; Glomeromycota; Glomeromycetes; Paraglomerales; Paraglomeraceae
Source: the annotation of a GenBank genome assembly
AUGCGAGAACUCCGAAUCGAAAAGCUCGUUCUCAACAUCUGCGUUGGAGAAUCAGGUGAUCGUCUGACUCGUGCUGCAAAAGUGCUCGAGAAUCUCACGGGCCAACCGCCGGUCUACUCAAAAGCACGAUAUACCGUCCGUUCGUUUGGUAUCCGACGUAAUGAAAAGAUUGCAGUCCACGUUACGGUCCGCGGACCCAAGGCAGAAGAGAUUUUAGAGCGUGGAUUAAAAGUAAAAGAGUACGAAUUGAAACGAAGCAAUUUCUCGGAUACCGGUAAUUUUGGAUAUGGUAUUCAGGAACAUAUUGAUUUGGGAAUCAAAUAUGAUCCGAGUAUCGGUAUUUAUGGCAUGGAUUUCUAUGUGGUGAUGGGCCGUCCGGGAGCACGAGUCUCGAGACGACGAAGAGCAAGGAAGAAGAUUGGAUUCAAUCAUCGAGUUACUAAAGAUGAGACUAUUAAAUGGUUUAAGCAGAGGGUAAGUAGGAGUGUGUUGUUGGAAUUGGGAAUUGGGAAUUGGGAUAAUGGAUGA